AUAAUUAUAUAAAGAGCUAUAAGAGAAGCAACACGGAGACAUAAUUCGUCAAACAAACGUUGUAUUGCAAUGUGCAUAAAUACCCCAUUCCUCUGAUUUCUUGCAAACAUCAAGAAUUGUUCACCUGCUUUCUAUGAACUUCAAUAAUUCUGAUACACCCUUUGACGUAAAUAGAUCACCAGUGUGUCAAAGGAGCAAGCUUUUUGUGUGAUGGAACAGAAACACGUGUUGUUGUCAGCAUUGAGUGUUGGGGUUGGGUUGGGUGUGGGACUUGGAUUGAGCACAGGACAAGCUGUUCAAAAAUGGGUUGGAGGGAGUUGUGAGUCUGAUGAGAUUUCUGGGGAUCAAAUUGUGUUGGAGCUCAACAACAGAGUCAUUGAUGGGAAGAACAGCGAAGUCACAUUUGAUAAAUUUCCUUAUUACUUAAGUGAAAGAAUCCGAUUUGUGUUAACAAGCACUGGAUAUGUUUAUUUAAAACAAGACUUUUCCAAGCACUUGAGGAACCUUCGUCCAGCAAGUAGAGCUAUUUUGCUUUCUGGACCUGCAGAACCUUAUCAGCAAAAUCUUGCCCGAGCUUUAGCACAUUACUUCAAAUCAAAGUUACUGUUGCUAGACAUUACUGACUUCUUGUUGGAGAUGCAGAGGAAAUAUGGAUGUCCCAGAAAAGAACCAUGUUUUCAAAGGUCCAUAUCUGAGGUGACUUUGGAGAGAGUGUCUGGUCUGUUUGGUUCCUUGUCAGUCCUUCCUUCAACAGGCAGAACUAGAGGUACACUACAUCGACAGAGUAGUGAAAUUGAAAAUUCCAGCAAUCCUCCAAAGCUUCGCAGGAAUGCCUCUACUGCAUGUGAUACGAUUAGCACUUCCCAAUAUGGUCCGUCAGAUUCAGCUCCUUUGAAGUGCACAAGCGGCUUCUGUUUUGAUGAAAAGCUCUUCGUGCAGUCACUUUAUAAGGUCUUGGUUUCUAUCUCAGAAACCAGUUCUGUUAUUUUAUAUAUCAAGGAUGUUGAGAAGCUCUUUGUUCGAUCAACAAGGCUACACAAUUUGUUCCAAAAGUUAAUAAAGAAACUUUCAGGAUCAGUGUUAAUACUCGGUUCCCAGAUCAUUGAUUCUGAAGAUGAUUGUACAGAAAUUGAUGAAAAGCUUAGUAUGUUAUUCCCUUACAACAUUGAGAUCAAACCACCUCAAGAAGACGCCCAUCUUGCAAGCUGGAGAACGAAACUGAUAAAGGACAAGGAAAAAAGUCUGUUUCAAGAUAGCAGGAACCAUAUUGCUGAAGUACUUGCAGCAAAUGAUGUUGAUUGUGAUGACUUGGAAAAAGUAAACCAUGCUGAUACUAUGCUACUCAGUAAUUGCAUUGAAGAGAUUGUAGCGUCUGCAAUUUCUCACCACCUGAUGGAGACUAAACAUCCAGAAUACCGAAAUAGAAAAUUAGUUAUAUCACACAAGAGUUUGUCCCAUGUAUUGAAUAUUUUCCAGGAAAGUGAAAGUAAUCUGGAGAAUAAAGAUUCAAACAAGGAGGAUGCUCUUGCAACAAAGAAAGAUGGCGACAAUGAGUUUGAGAAGCGCAUGAGAGCAGAGGUUGUGCCUGCAAAUGAGAUAGGGGUUACAUUUGAAGAUAUUGGUGCAUUGGAUGAUAUUAAAGAAUUACUUGAAGAUGUGGUCAUGCUUCCCCUCAGAAGACCAGACUUAUUCAAAGGUGGGCUUCUGAAGCCUUAUAAAGGAAUAUUGCUUUUUGGGCCUCCUGGUACAGGAAAAACAAUGCUUGCAAAGGCAAUUGCAAAUGAAGCUGGAGCAAGCUUCAUCAAUGUCUCAAUCUCUAACAUCACUUCAAAAUGGUUUGGGGAAGAUGAAAAAAAUGUCCGUGCUCUGUUUUCACUAGCAGCAAAGGUUGCUCCAACUAUUAUUUUUAUUGAUGAGGUUGAUAGCAUGCUUGGAAAGCGGACUAAAUAUGGAGAGCAUGAGGCAAUGAGAAAGAUUAAAAAUGAAUUCAUGGCCCACUGGGAUGGAAUAUUGACAAAACCUGGUGAGCGAAUUCUGGUUCUUGCUGCAACCAACAGGCCAUUUGACCUUGAUGAAGCAAUUAUAAGACGGUUUGAGCGCAGGAUCAUGGUUGGUCUUCCAUCUGCUGAGAACAGGGAAAUGAUCUUGAAAACUCUCCUAGCUAAGGAAAAAUAUGAACAUAUAGACUUUAAUGAGCUUUCAACCAUUACAGAAGGAUAUACUGGAAGUGAUCUUAAGAAUUUGUGCACUGCUGCUGCUUAUCGACCUGUUAGAGAGGUACUUCAACAGGAGAGGUUGAAGGAAAAGGAAAAGAAGAAAACAGAAGCAGAAGUUCAAAGAUCAGAAGAUGCUUCUGAUGCUAAAGGAGAUAAAGAAGAUGGAGUGAUUACUUCAAGGUGUUUAAACAUUCAGGAAAAGAAGAAAACUGAGGCAGAAGUUCAAAGCUCAGAAAAUGCUUCUGAUGCAAAAGGUGAUAAAGAUCACCAAGUGAUUACUUUGAGGCCUUUAAACAUGGAAGACAUGAGACUGGCAAAGAGUCAGGUGGCUGCAAGUUUUGCUGCAGAAGGAUCAAUAAUGAGUGAGCUGAAGGAGUGGAAUGAAUUGUUUGGAGAAGGAGGUUCAAGGAAGAAGCAGCAGCUUACUUAUUUCCUUUAGAUUGUGGAAAGCUGGUUAUGUUUUGGACUUGUAUCUAUCACCAAAUGAUACCCUUUAACCAGGGAAUGAAUCCUUCAGCAGAGAUAUUGAACUCAAAGUAUGGAGUGUUGCACAUAUCAGAAAUGCUAUCUGGGUCCCCUAAGAAUGUGUAGAUCAUCGUUCAUCAGGUAUUUAGGGGUACAUUGUGUCAUGGCGUGGUUUUGUUUUGGUACAUUGUUAAUAGAUUGAAAAGUGUACCAAUUUUAUCACAAGUAGUAAAGAUUAAAAUGAAAGUCCAAGUGUCGAAUCCACAUGGACUUUGGUUGUACUUAAGUGAUACAAAUCCAAUUAUUAAGCAAUGAGAAAAAGUAGAAGAAAAGAUAAAAAAAUUGGAAGUGUGAAAUUUAGAGUAAGGCAAAGAAAAAGAUAACAUGAAAAAUAAAGAAUAAUUUAAUGCAAAAAAAUGAAAUCUAUCAGAAUGUGAUGUUUAGGACCUAGCAUGUCGAAACUACUUGUAAUAUAAUGUAUUAGAUUUUCUCUAAUUUAUGAAAUCCUUGUUUCCACCCGCA
This is a messenger RNA of Glycine soja, 3203 nucleotides long. Its product is annotated as peroxisomal biogenesis factor 6-like. The coding region runs from base 211 to 2655 and encodes 814 amino acids. The transcript has 15 exons. The record is from RefSeq and is a predicted model, not a curated record. Gene Ontology annotation, molecular function: ATP hydrolysis activity; ATP binding. Lineage: Eukaryota; Viridiplantae; Streptophyta; Magnoliopsida; Fabales; Fabaceae. Gene Ontology annotation, cellular component: mitochondrial outer membrane.